Molecule: messenger RNA, 5926 nt
Organism: Ceratina calcarata
Lineage: Eukaryota; Metazoa; Arthropoda; Insecta; Hymenoptera; Apidae
Exons: 15
Coding region: 448-4602 (1384 amino acids)
Biological process (GO): meiotic sister chromatid cohesion, centromeric; mitotic spindle assembly checkpoint signaling; protein phosphorylation
Cellular component (GO): nucleus
Molecular function (GO): protein kinase activity; ATP binding
Source: RefSeq, a predicted model, not a curated record
CUUGCAUCAUUUAAACGAACACAGUAGCAGGAGUAGCAGAAGACUGCAGAAGAUAAGACAGUGAAAAACCGUUGGUGGCCUGUGUAGCCGUUGAGUGAAAAACCAACCUAACCUAGGUUGAUAGCGUCCUUAUUGGACUUAUCAAGACUAGAUUUAUUCAAAUUUGAAGGUCCACCGCUAUUCGAAGGUUAUUAUGCAAAGUUUCGGUACACGCGAAAGGUUAAGUGUUUUCUGAGAACCAACUCUCGCAUUCUCGUCCCGAUCUAUCGCCUAAUUGUUUGGAUGAUUGUUUGCAUUGCAUUCAACUGGACACAUUUUGAAACGAAUUUCGGUUCCCUUUGACUUUCAUACAUGAUUAUACACUCUAACGAUCACGAUUGUUAAUGUGUUACGCUGUAAUGCAUUCAAGAGUAUAAAGUGGUUUGAUAAGAUUAUAUAAAAUUAAGAAUGGACCCUGCAUCAGUUAUAGCCCUUUGGAAGGAAAAUAUUCAACCUUUGCGUUAUGGACGAAAUGCUGCACAAUUAGGAACAGCAUUAAGAGCACAAGAGGAUGCAGAUGUUCAACAAUUACUUUUGCAAGAAAAACAAAUGUAUGAGGAUGCAAUAAAAGAUUAUGAAGGUGAUGAUCCUUUGGAAUGUUGGUAUGACUAUAUACUCUGGGUGGAACAGAGUUAUCCAAAAAGUGGACACGAGUCACCUAUUAGUAAACUUUUACAACAAUGUUUAGCUAUAUUUGAAAAAGAGACCAAGUAUCAUCAAGACCGUAGAUAUAUACGCCUAUGGAUCAACUAUAUAAGUUUGCAGAAGAAUCCAUUAGAAUUGUAUCAACUUUUACAUAACAAUGGAAUUGGGACUAUGGUUGCAGACAUGUAUAGAGCAUGGGCUUUUGAAUUAGAACAAGUAGAAGACUAUAAGCGAGCCGAUGAAGUUUAUUUAAUGGGUUUGUCCGCGUUAGCUGAACCACGGGAGGAAUUGGAUUAUGCUCACAAAAAUUUCCAACUUGCGGUCGCGCGUAAGACGUUGGGCCGCGCUGAUGAUCGUACCGAAGUGUCAUUGUUCGAGCAACGUCAAGCUUUCAGUUCUUUAAAAGCGAUCAAAGCUGGUAGAAGAGUUGGUAGCGUGCGUACAGGACACCGCGUACGUGAACAUUUUCCCGGCACCGUUCCGCAAAAUCCAACAAUGCACAACAGGCCAAAUUCCAGGGUGCAGAUAUACCAGGACGAUAUAUCGAGCGAAAUGAAAGGUACAAGUAUAUUAGAUCAUGUACCAGUCGAAGAUACAAUACAUAAGGAGAAUUCUAUUAAACCUGGUCCAUGGAGUAGUGGUAGUAAACGAUGCCCUUUAAUAACAUCUACUGUAAAGCCAGCCUUUAAAGUUCACGAAGAUCAGCCGGAUGACUUUGAUGCAGACAAACUAAGAUUAUUUCCAAAUCAUACAUAUUUUUUUGAUGGUAGUAAAUAUCCCGAGUAUUCAACUGCGCCUGUAUUUGUACCAGAUCCUCCGAAUCCAAAUAUUGUAUUAAAGCCACAUUAUCCCAAAGAAUUAGUUUAUGCUAAUAAUACGGAUAGAAGUAUGGAAGAGAUAAAAGCCCAACAAUAUAUACAAAGAGCACAAAAUUUGGAAAAGAAACAUAACAUACCGAAUGUGAGGGAGGUUGAUCAUCAAGUGCAGCAUAAAACUUUCGAGUCUGUACAUUCGAGGCAUGAUUUGUCGCUACAAGAAUUGCAAAGACAAAGGCGGGAGUUCGAACAGCAAGAGAUAACGGAAAGGCAAAGGAAAUUGGAACAGCAACGCAGAGAAGCUGAACAACUUGAGUUAGAUAGACAGAGAAUUCAAGUUGAACAACAGGAACUUCAGAGGCAGUACGAGGCCGAGAACCAAGCAUUGGAGACUCAAAGGCGCGAAGCGGAACAACGUGAAUUGGAAAGAUUGGAAGCUGAAAGAAUAGAGGCCGAAAGGAUUGAAGCGGAGAGAUUGGAGGCGCAGAGGAUGGAAGCAGAAUUGAACUCGCAACGAAAAUUGCAAUCAAGUUUUAUGCAACAUCAUACAUCGUCGUUGAAUGCUGAUCCCGAAGAACAUGUACUCGGACAAAGUCUCACAGUAAACACAAAGGAAGCAUUAUCGGUCGUGCAAGACAUGUGGCGUUCCCCUGAUGCUGUAACCAUCCAACCUAGCUUUCGUAACCCAAUGACAUCUAGAAUCGCAGACACCAAGUCUAAACUGUCAUUUGACAUACAUAUGGACAGUUCAAUGACACAGCAUGCGAUGUCGAAUAGUAAACAUCACUCGGGUUACAAUGUGCAACCUUACAACGAUCAAGAGAAUCAUCAGAAUUAUUCCGCUCAUCAAAGUUACUCGAAUCAAGAGCACCAGACUUCUUACGGUAACCCUGGAUUGCACAACACAUACCAAUUUCAAAUCCAGCAACAUCAUGAACAAGUGCAACAGCCUCACUCUCGGCCGCAUCAUUCGCAGCACCAUCAACAAUUGAUACAAGCUCAUCAUCACAGUCUCCCUCACGCGUCACAUUUGCAGCCUCACAGUCAAAUCCAGCAUCACCAACAUCCUCAGCAGCAUCAGUCGCCUCACAAUCAACACCUUCAUCAUCAAACGCAUCCACAUGUUCCGCAGCAUAUGCAACAUCCCGUUUAUGGCAACAUAAUGCCGAAUGAAAUGGGUUAUCAACAAUACCCACCGCAACUGGAAUCCACGUUACUGCAUCAGAAUGUGGAGCAGCAAAAACAGCUUCAGUAUCCUCCUUACAACGAGCCUGAUAUCGAGACUAGCAAACCGUAUAGAAUGCCACCAGAAUUACCGUAUAUAAAGUCUCCGGGAAUGAAUCGCAGGGACAUCAAGUAUCUCGAAAGCGCCGAGGACAAAGAGAACGCUAUCGUCGUUGAUUAUAAUGGACCAAUAGAAGAGCCAAUUAUAAAUGUGAUUCCAAAGCCAGCUGACGAAAACGCUUUGUAUAUUGAUGAAAGUCUUGGUAUUACACCGUUAGGAAAUAACGAUACUUCUUACACGGAGGCGUUUAAUACACAAUUGACUAGCUCUACGCCUAUGACUAAUCAUUUUAGACAAUCUUACAAAGUAGUAGAAGGAACUUCACAAUAUCCGAAUCAGUAUGUUGCGUCUCAACAACCAACUACAGAGGCACCACACGGCGAGAACGAUGAGAAACUGAGCGUUAUAUUAGAAUCUACCAGGGAAUAUAUUUCAAGUAGUUCCGGUAGCAGCACUCACAUACGGAAUACCGCAUUAGGUUUCACGUUGACGAAAGAAGACCUGGUUCCUAUAAAAGAACAUUCUAUUACCAGAGAAGGAGAUGAUGACAAAGAUAUCACGCUGUCCGCAAACCAACUUUAUGAGCAAAAGCUUCACGCCCAAAUUCAAGCUGUACACGCUCAGAGUCCGCGUACGGUGCAGCGUAACGUGGAUCAAAUUACUUCCGAGAUCAAAAAGAAUUGUGAUCUACGGAAAUCGAUCAACUUCAAGUUAAAUGAGAUAGAGCAACAGGUGAAAGUUGAUUCAAUGGAAUGCGAGGAGCAUCACGAGCCGAUGGAAGAAGCGGAAGAAGAAAGUUCAUUCCAAUUUCCGGAGAACAUAAAUCCUUUUGAUAGAAACUUAAUAGCCAGUCUUUUAAAGAAAAUUAAAUUCCCCCGGCCACAUCACGCAGAGGGAUAUGUGAGAUUAGAUACUAAUUUAAAUAAGCUUGUGCCUUCUACUCAGAUUACGCUUGGUACUGAAACGUACGAUUUACGUAAGUGCCUUGGAAAGGGAACGUACGGUACAGUAUUCCAAGCAGUGAACCUGCAGUCAGGUCAGGUAGUCGCUCUCAAGACUCAGAAGCCUGCUUGGAUUUGGGAAUUUUAUAUUACUAGGGAAAUAAAAUGUCGUCUUACUAAUCCACAUAUGCUACGCGGAUUUAUGGAUGUUUCAAUGGCGUACGUCGCGAAUAACAGUAGCAUAUUAGUUUCGGAAUAUUCCAAGUACGGAACGCUGUUAGCAGUAACGAAUCAAAUAAAAAUUACUACGGGUAAACCGUUAGUGGAACAGCUAGCUAUAUUCUUCACGAUUGAGAUACUGCAAAUCGUGGAGUAUUUACACAAAUGCCAAAUAAUUCACGGAGAUAUUAAACCGGACAAUUUCCUUUUGAUGCGUUCGCCCACGGAAGAUGUAAGGCCAACAAUACAAUUAAUAGAUUUCGGAUGUAGUAUAGAUAUGACUUUGAUGCCAGAGAAUACGACCUUUACUCAGGUCAUAAAAACGGAAGAUUUUACUUGUAUCGAAAUGCAAACUGGAAAGCCAUGGACAUACCAGACUGAUUUAUAUUGUUUAGCUGCAACCAGUCAUUGUUUGUUAUUUGGUAAUUAUAUGCGAGUUACGAAUACCGGUGGUCGCUGGUUUAUCACAUCAAAAAUACCAAGGUACCUUAAAAAAGCCGCUUGGGAACAGUUCUUCACAGAGUUAUUAAAUAUCGAGUCAUGCGACAAAAUGCCAGAUUUAUCGAAAUUGCGAAACAUGAUGGAGGAAACGUUAGCGCAGAUAUCAGAUGUGCAACAGAAAUUUAGAUAUUUCGACAAUAUUUUAAACAAACGAUAACACUUACUGAAUGAUUUAUUGUAUGAAACGUUGUGUUCCGACGUGUGCACAUAUUUAAGUAAAUUUAAUGUUAGUAUGCUAUUUAUUAUAAAAGUUAAUACUACGGUGAUAUAUGUAAUACACGGUUAACAAUACAUAAAAUGCACCUUACGGCCUGCUUCGUGGAGGUUUCAGUUACUGCUUGCACAUAAUCAAUUCUAUUAGAAAUAAUAAAUACUUGAUUCGAUUGAAAGAGAAAAUAGAUUGAAGGGACAUUUGAAAAAGAUCACUGACCACAUUACUGACAUUUUACGCGCCAUAACUUAUAGAAACGUCUUUCAAGAUACCUCGUGACGCAGUACCUGGAUAUUAGCAUAUGUCACGUAAACUGUGUAAACGCAGAUUUGUAUAAUAAAAGUUGAUUAGGAAUGCAAAACUUCGAGAAAAACGAGUAUAUAAAAAAAUAAAAAAAUAUUUAUAAUACAAUACACGUGUGAUAAGUGCGGGUUGUACACUUACAGUGUUUCAUAAUUAUGUACAAGCAGAAAAUCUCGUGUAUCACAAUAACUACCGAGUAAAUGAAGCUUGCAUACUUUUAUGUAGAUGACAUGCGCAUGUAGCGUUUAUAUCAUGUAACAUUAAAAGGAAUUUUUCGUUCUAUAAAUAUCAAAUUUUUUACACGCACAAAUACACUUCAAUAUAAUAGGAUUUCGGAGAUUGAAUUACUCUUUUAAAAAAAGGAAAGAAAUCUUUAUUUUAUUGAUUGAUCUCCAUAUUUAUCUUCUGUUCAUUUUUUAUAUACUUUCAUACCCUUCAAUAAAGAUCAUGUAUAAAAUACACGAACUUAUGUAAUGUGAACUAACACUUUGAUAAUACAACUUUAUUUUAUGUUCAUUAAUAUUUUAUUUUGAAUGUGCAAAGUUAUUCGUCAAUGAAUCCACUAAACAGGCCUGUAUGUAGUAUAUUUUAUAAAAUAGGUCCUAUUGUAUCUAAUACACGUACGAUAAAAAUUUCAAAUUUGUGUUCAAAUAAUUCGAUUUUCGACUUUAUAUAAAUGCACAGAAACGAUAGGUUGUCCAAUAUUUAAACAAUGAUAUAAAUUAUACGUGUAUAGAGUUACAAAAUAUAUUAACGAUAAUGGGCAGCCUAUUGUUCUAAUCUGAAACUUUCUGAGAAUAUGCCUUAUCUUAAUUUGAUGGUGCAGUGUAAAAAAAUACUUAGAUUCAUACUAUAUACAAUUAUUCAACGCAACUCUUAUAAAAAUGGAAAGGAUAGCGAAGGAUGAUGCACGAAGUUAUCACCGAAGUUAGAUUUACUUAUACAAAUAAAUUCAGGAUGAGUAUUA